Messenger RNA from Nematostella vectensis (starlet sea anemone), 4300 nucleotides. RefSeq names its product catenin alpha-2. Gene Ontology annotation, cellular component: catenin complex; adherens junction. Gene Ontology annotation, biological process: cell migration; cell-cell adhesion. The record is from RefSeq and is a predicted model, not a curated record. Gene Ontology annotation, molecular function: beta-catenin binding; cadherin binding; actin filament binding. Bases 106 to 3930 code for a protein of 1274 amino acids. Lineage: Eukaryota; Metazoa; Cnidaria; Anthozoa; Actiniaria; Edwardsiidae. The transcript is spliced from 26 exons.
GGUCAGUUUUGGAAUAUUUUCCUGUGGAGUCGGCCUACAAAUCCACUCAAAAUCGUGCCCAAAUUUCGAGUUUGUGCUGAAAAAUACUUCUAGAUACCGGCGAAAAUGAGUCGGACGGCCUACCAAGCUAGUGGAGACGUGAAAGUUGAGCAUCAUAAAGUAAAAUGGGACCCGAAGACUCUGGAAAUUCGAACUCAUUCGGUGGAAAAAGCACUCGAGCCUCUGGUUCACCAGGUGACAACUCUGGUAAACCAGCCAAAGAAGAGAAGUUCCAAGGUGGGCAAGUCCAAAAAUGCCCACAAACUGGCCCAGGAUAUUGAGGAUGCCACAGUACGCCUGAUCAAGACUGGGGAGUCGAUCUCUAAGGAUUUCCCGGAGAUCCGAGAGGAGAUGAUUGCAGCUUGCAAAGAUUGCCGAGGGGCUGGUGAUACCAUGCACAUCAGCUCCAAGGAGUUUGCCGAUGACCCAUGCACAUCCACCAAGCGCAUGACCAUGGUGCGUGCAGCCCGUGCGCUGCUCUCAUCUGUGACCAGACUCUUGUGUGUUGCUGAUAUGGCCGAUGUGUGCAGACUGCUGGCUUCACUGAAACUGGUCGAGCGACGUCUGAAGGAUCUUGAAGGGGCCAGCAACACAGCAGACCUGCUAAACUCCUUUAAGAACCUGGGCAAUGACCUGAUGAACCUUGCCCAACUCUCAGGAAGGAGACAAGCUGAUCUUAAAGAUCCAUUACGCCGUGAUGAGAUGGCUGCUGCUAGGGCUAUUUUGAAAGAUGCAAGCAAAAUGCUUCUAUCUUCUUCCAAGGCCUAUGUUCGCCAUCCAGAAGUGGCUUCUGCCAAAGCCAACCGAGACUUCAUAAUUAGCCAGAUGAAUGAGGCAGUCAAUUCCAUCUCUGGCACUGCGCAAGCCACAGGACCCAGUGAGCCACAUCCCUUAGAGACCUCAGGCGCACUGGCCAAGGCACUGGAUGACUUUGAUAGUCAAGUUGUGAUGGAUCCAGCGUCAUACUCUGAGAAGAGGACACGCCCAAGCCUUGAGGAGCAGCUGGAGAAAAUCAUCAGUGGUGCAGCACGACUGGCAGAUGCCGACUGUACCCGGGACAACACUCGUGACAGGAUUAUUGCAGAGUGCAAUGCUGUGCGGCAGGCGCUGCAGGAUCUUCUGUCAGAGUACAUGAGCCAUGCUGGCGGUAAGAAGAAAGCCGUCCCUGGAGGGCCGCUGGACAAGGCUAUAGAGAAGAUGUGCAACAAGACAAGUGGACUCAGGGGACAGCUGCGUAAGGCUGUGGUGGACAAUGUUGCAGAUUCCUUCCUUGAGACCAGUCUCCCUCUGCUGAUGAUGAUAGAGGCUGCACAGGCUGGGAACGAGAGGGAAGUAGAAGAGUGUGCUAAGCUCUUCCUUAAUCAUGCUGCCAAACUUGAAGAGGUUGCUACCCUGGCCUGCUCCAUGUCUAAUAACCCCGAGAAGGUUAAGAUGGUCAGAAUUGCAGCUAGGCACAUCCGGGCUCUAGCUCCCCAGGUGGUAAAUGCUGCACGCACCCUUGCCGCCAGGCCCCAUAGUAAGGUUGCUCGGGAGAACAUGGACGUGUUCAAGGAUGCCUGGGAGAAGCAGGUCCGAGUGCUGACUGAAGCUGUGGAUGAUGUCACCAACAUUGAUGACUUUCUUGCUGCGGCAGAGGCGCAUAUUUUGGAAGACGUGAACAAGUGUGUGCAGGCCCUCCAGGAACGUGAUGUAGAGUCACUGGACCGGACGGCCGGACAGAUUCGCGGUCGGACACAGCGGGUGGAUGACGUGGUGACGUCUGAGAUGGAAAAUUACCAAAAGGGGCCGUACACUGACAAUGUGCACCACGCAGUCAGAGUCAUGAGGGAGGAAGUGAUUCCCCAUUUCGCGAAGGCUGUGGAGCAGUCUGUUGGUGAGCUCCACAAGGGUCCCAACUCAAAGCCAGACGAGCCCAAGUUUGUUGAUGCCUCAAAGCUGGUUUAUGAGGGUAUUCGUGACAUCCGCCGUGCAGUGAUGGCUGGAAAGAGGGGAGCUCGUAGCCCGGACAUGGAGGAUGCCGCACAAGCUCUGUUUGCUGAGGCGCAGGCUAAAGCGCGGGAACAGGCCGCUUAUGACGCCCUCAAGGCCAGCGGCAAAGUGCAGAUCGAGCUGCGUGGCGAGGGAGGUGAUGAUGAAGGUGGCAUGGGCACGGCGAGUAUCCGUGUAAACGGCGUCGAGUACUGCCCGUGUAAGACUGGCCAUAACAUCGUGGUGCUGGAUCCCACGGGCGAGGUCGCCGCUGUCAAGAGCUUCAAUACGAACGCGGGUGAAGGCGCGGACAUGGCACGCUUCCUGGAGGAGUUACCCGACGAUCACAUGGUCCUCGUGGCCACACAGGACUUGACAGGAAAAGAACAAGGAAACAACGCCCACCUCGCUGCUAAGGCCUUGGAAGCCUUAGGCGCCCCUAAAGGCUCCGCAAGCCCCGUCUAUAAGAGCUCGUUUGCGCUUGCCGGGUGUACGGGGCCGACCAAGAGAUACUGGAGUACGGCAGAGAUACGACCCAGAUACCAGGGGCCGUCAAUCAUCGCUACUAUCAUCCCCACCCCUGCAGCUCAAGCAGGUCAAAUCAAGGUUGCAAUCAAGGCAGAAGGUGCGGACGACCCCAACUCUACCGGCCGCACCUCCAUGAAGGUAAACGGCAUCGAGCGAUCCCCCAUGCAGCGAGGACACAAUGUGGUGAUCCUAGACAGCGCGGGAAACUUCAUCAUGGCCACACACUUCGACACGGCUGACUCGACCAAGGGAGAUGGUGCUAAAAUGGCCAAGUUCCUGGACAACCUGCCUAAGGAACGGAUGGUGCUUAUGGCCACCCAGGGCACUACCGGCACGGCCGUGAACGACGCCAAAUCCUCGCUCUAUAACCUCGGCGCACAAGGCAACGUACACCCCGGCUUCCACGCCUCGUGGGCGUUCGCCGGCUACACGGGGCCAGAGAACGUCAAGUGGGCAAAGACCGUCACCAAGGCGCGAUACGAGGGCCCAGCGGUCAUCAACGAAAUGAUCACGACGCCGGCCGCCGAGACUGAGCUCAGCUUGAUGCAGGAAUCUGAAAUCGAGGCUGCCUCGGAUUAUGAGCCGGUGUCCGACUACGAAGGCGCUCCAGGCCAUUACUCUGAGUACGAAGAUAACGAAGACGACCCAACCAAGAGCCUGUCCAAGAGAAGCGCAAGGUCCCUGUUCCGCGCUCUACCCGAGGCUGAGAAGAUCAAGAUCGAGGAGCUGACGCAGGGCCUGAUGAGUGAGCGCAAGGCGCUGGAGCGUGAGCUUACCAAGUGGGACGAGUCUGGCAACGAGAUUAUCGUGCUCGCCAAGAAGAUGUGCAUGAUGAUGAUGGAAAUGUCCGACUUUACCCGAGGAACCGGCCCACUGAAGACCACCAUGGACGUGAUAGAGGCCGCCAAGCGUAUCGCCAGAGCUGGUGCAAAGAUGAACAAGCUCGCCCAACCUAUCGCUGAUCGGUGUCCCGAUUCGAGUUCCAAGAACGACUUGUUAGCGUACCUUCAGCGCAUUGCGCUCUACUCGCAUCAGCUGACGAUCACGAGCCGAGUGAAGGCCGACGUGCAAAUGAUCAGCGGGGAACUCGUCGUUUCUGGGUUGGACAGCGCGACAUCUCUGAUCACAUCCGCUAGAAACCUGAUGAACGCCGUCAUUCUCACCGUCAAAGCAUCCUACGUCGCAUCCACAAAGCACAAGUCUGGUAGCGUCAAAUCACCUGUGGUGUCGUGGAGAAUGCGUGCUCCUGAAAAGAAACCGCUGGUCCAUCUUGAAGCGCAAGACGAGCGCCUUGCCGAUCUUCAGCGCGCCGAUCAAGUCCGACAAGAAUCUCCCAUUCAAGCACUCAGCGAGUUCGACACUGCCGAGCGCCGACGGAAGCCCGACUUCUACUAGACGGGGCACCGUCGGUCGCCCAAGCCUCUACACUUGGUUUCAGGAGCUUGGGAAAACGGUCAAGCCUUUUUUUAAGAUUUGCAAAGGGUCUGACGUGUUUUCACCACUAGCUAGAUCUUGAAUGAAUACUAGAAAUGUUAGAUAGACGAUAGUAGAUAGAUGAUAAGUUAUUUCACGCAUUUCUAUGCAUGUCUUUUUGGCUUCAGCCCUCUAGGUACAAAAGGGUUUAACCACCUACCUUCUUGUACGGGGGUAUGAGUUAUUUUAUACAGUGUUUCAAAUGAUAUUUUGUAGAUCUACUCACAAACUUUUCAAGGAAAGAUAGAACUAGAUUUGUAAAGAAAAUAAUAAAAAGAAAGAUAGCGCUAAA